Plasmodium gonderi is the source of this 1842-nucleotide messenger RNA. RefSeq lists its product as hypothetical. The transcript has 3 exons. NCBI's taxonomy places the organism in Eukaryota, Apicomplexa, Aconoidasida, Haemosporida, Plasmodiidae. The record is from RefSeq and is a predicted model, not a curated record. The coding region runs from base 1 to 1842 and encodes 613 amino acids.
AUGAGAAGUAUACGAAUUGUUGGAUUUUCCUUCCUUAUAUGUAUUAUUUUUUUUCCAGAAUAUGUAUCCGUUGAAGAUGGGAGUUUCAAGAGCCGGGUCCUGAAUCCAUUUCACUACCAAAGCGAGAAGCAGAGAAUCAUGAAACACGUGAGUUCAUUAGCUUUUCUGUACAAUGAAUUGAGAAACAAUGUAGAGGAGUUAGAGAGAACGUAUGAGAAUUUCCUAAGAGCAUUAAGAGCUUCGAAAGGAACAGAAGAUAUAAUUCUGAAAAAGAAUGAUGUGAAAAUUGCUAAUUUUAUAAAUGAAAUGGAAGAAUUAAAAAGUGAAUAUGAUGCAUUCAAAGAUACAAUAGAAGAAAAUUUGAAUAAUAAAAAGAAUGAGUUUAACAGAACAUUAAAAACAACAAUUAAUGGAUUUUUUCACAACUCUGUAAAAGAAUUGAAAGGAAUAAGUAAAUACAUAAAAUACAUAAAUAUGAAUGCGAAUAAUUUAAACAAAAUUGUAUCUAGUAUAUUUUCCAAAGCCAUGAAUUUAAGUGACAUAUAUGAGCAAAAUAUAAAUAACAUUUACGAUAUUGGAAAAGAAUAUUAUCGUAUGAAAUUAAGCAUGUUAAGCCAUACCCUCGAAUCAGAAUAUAAUGAAUAUAAUAAAAAAGUAAAAUUUAUUUCAAAUGAAAAAUAUUUAGACAAAUUUUCUGAUGUAUUUUUUAUUGAAAUAUUAAAAAAUUAUUUAAAAAAUUCAAAACAAAAAACAAUUAUGAUAGAUUUAUCCAAUAUUCUAGAAAGACAUUCUUUUCUUGAAUUAUCUUAUUUUUUUAAUAUUUUCUUAAAAAAUUAUCAAAAGGGGUUUAUCAUUUAUGUAAUUAAUAGAGUCGAUAUUAACUAUCAUAAUAAUAAAAUGAUUUUUAUAGAAUAUAAAAAAUUACAUGAUCUUGUUAAUUUUAUUAAAUCAAAUUAUGGACACCUAAAAAUUGAUUAUAUAGAAAUACACAUAUUCAAUAUGUACAUUUCUGUUUUUGUUAAUUCAAAUGGAAUAUUGCAUCACAUUAAUUAUGAGUAUUUUCUCAAUACACAUUCUCUUAGUUUGUAUAAUGCAUAUAACUAUGGUUAUUUUUUUACAAACCAAGAAAUGAUGGAUGAACAAAAUAAUCCCCAUGCCGAUGACACAAAUGGAAAUCAUCAUCCAGGAGGAGACCACAUAUACGUACUCUAUGUAGGAAAUCGUUUGGUACAGGACAAUUACAUAAUGCAUAACAGAGAAGACAUGCUUGAAUUCAAAAAGGGAAAUGCAUACAAAAUUAUUCAACAAAAUAAAUUCAACUCACACGAUUCCUUUUUCAACAUUUAUCUUCUCAAACUGGAAUCUGAAUACAACUUCUAUAACCAGUUUCUUAGUAAUCACCACGAGCAACUGCACCGCUUCUCGGUGCACAAUUGCAACAUAAUUCUCACCUAUGACUCCCUCAGCAGGUUUAACAUUCCCCAUGAGAAAUUCACCCCCCACUUCAAAGAUGUAUACAUCCUCAUCAUUAUCUACCCUGGAAAAAACUUCAACUCCCAGUGUAACUUCGUGAGCAAUUAUGUAUUCAGAAAAUCGAUAUACAACUUGAGAAAGGAAGAAUCAAACGUUCUUGAAAUUUAUGCAGACGGAAAUAAAUUAACGCUACUUGUUAAUAACAAAACGAAAAAUUAUAAUGUAAAUGUGAAUAAUAAAAAAAAGGAUGAUGCCCCUCGAGAAACUAGCCUCUUAAAAAUAAAAAAAUGCUUAAAAAAUUUUGUAAAGAAUAAUUAUGAUGACUAUUUUGAUUAUUUGAAUAUUAUAUAUUUUAUAUCAUCUGAUUAA